Protobothrops mucrosquamatus (brown spotted pit viper) is the source of this 712-nucleotide messenger RNA. RefSeq names its product ubiquitin carboxyl-terminal hydrolase 15. Gene Ontology annotation, molecular function: cysteine-type deubiquitinase activity. The record is from RefSeq and is a predicted model, not a curated record. The transcript has 6 exons. Lineage: Eukaryota; Metazoa; Chordata; Lepidosauria; Squamata; Viperidae. Bases 26 to 712 code for a protein of 228 amino acids.
CGCUGCCGCUCCGGGGCUGGAAGACAUGGCGGAGGGAGGCGCGGCGGAUCUGGAGACCCAACGCUCGGAUAUCGCGGCGCUGCUCAAGACGGCUCUCCGCAAGGGCGACACCUGGUAUUUAGUGGAUAGUCGUUGGUUCAAACAGUGGAAAAAAUAUGUUGGAUUUGACAGCUGGGACAAGUAUCAAAUGGGAGAUCAGAAUGUUUAUCCUGGUCCUAUUGAUAAUUCUGGACUUCUCAAAGAUGGGGAUUGUCAAUCUCUUAAAGAGCAUCUUAUUGAUGAGCUGGACUACAUUCUUUUACCAACUGAAGGAUGGAACAAACUGGUUAGCUGGUAUACUCUUCUGGAAGGUCAAGAACCUAUUGCACGCAAGGUAGUUGAACAGGGUAUGUUUGUCAAGCACUGCAAGGUAGAAGUUUAUUUGACAGAAUUGAAAUUAUGUGAAAAUGGAAAUAUGAACAAUAUAGUGACACGAAGAUUUAGUAAAGCUGAUACUAUAGAUACAAUUGAAAAAGAGAUAAGGAAAACCUUCAGUAUUCCAGAUGAAAAAGAAACAAGGUUGUGGAACAAAUAUAUGAGUAAUACCUUUGAACCUUUGAAUAAACCAGACAGUACCAUACAGGAUGCUGGCUUAUACCAGGGACAGGUAUUAGUGAUAGAACAAAAAAAUGAAGAUGGAACAUGGCCUAGAGGUCCUUCAGCUCCAAAGUAA